UCGGGCCAAGACUACCCUGCUAGGAGAGCUUUCUCCUGUUUGUUUCUAUCAGUUCACUUAUACGUGUCGAGAGUCUGUUCUUUCGUGGUCUUAACAAGAACGCUAAAGAACAGACUUCAACACGGAUAAGUGAACUGAUAGGAAACAAACAGGAGAAAGCUCUCCUAGCAGGGUAGGCCAAGACAGGACAUUAAAACAGUCUAUUACCCAAGUUCACUUGGAGAUAUUGAGAUGCCAAGAUUUUUUGCCCAGCCAGUUAACCCGCGGGCUUCCUGUGCCCACAGUAGACUGGUCCGAUCUUCUACCAUUCAUUUCAAAAUGGCGGCUAGCAAGGUUUUUCCGAAUGGUAUAGGAAGAUAUGUUUGUCAGCUACAAAGACUCACGCUUAACUACUGUAGGGCUGGAGGAAGUAGCAGAGGAAUAAGAGAAUAUAUCGACUCAGAAGUAUUAAAUUUUGCAAAGCAAAACCCAGAAGUUGCUUUCUAUGUUAGAGAACGAAAUGGAAAACACCCUAGAAUCGUAGCAAAGUAUUUGAAUGGAAAUAGCAAGAUCAUUGAUGUGAAGAAUAUGCAGCCAUCUGAAAUAUCAGAGUGGACGAGAAGAUUGCUUGGAGAGUCUGGAGCUAAGAUUGAAAAAAUAAGAAAAUUCUGGCACACAGAUAACCCCUCGAUACAAGGAACAUGGGACCCAUUUCUCAAUAAGCCUUCUUCGACACUAUCGUUUGACUCCCUACAAGAGCAGAGCAAAAAUGGUUGAUGUGCUUUCGGCUGAUUCGUUAACAGCAAAUACGGGCCUUGGAAUGCCUUACUCGACGCUGUGGUCAUACUCGCAUAUGGGGAUCUUGAAUAAGUACUGCCCACGCACAAUGUAGUAUAGUACUCAUUUGAAAGACUAAGUGCUUUGACUGUUUGACUGUGAUAGCUAGAUUUUGACUGACUUAGAUAUUGGGGCAUUGAGGCGUAAGUACCACUGCGCUUAAUCUGUAGCUUUGUAAUUAACAGGUUUACUCUGACCACUGUUUGAGAUAUCAAUUUAAUGGUAUGUUAGCUUGGUAGGCAAUAAAAGAAGAGGGGCAGA
This is a messenger RNA of Nematostella vectensis (starlet sea anemone), 1077 nucleotides long. RefSeq names its product 39S ribosomal protein L43, mitochondrial. NCBI's taxonomy places the organism in Eukaryota, Metazoa, Cnidaria, Anthozoa, Actiniaria, Edwardsiidae. Gene Ontology annotation, molecular function: structural constituent of ribosome. The transcript has 4 exons. Gene Ontology annotation, cellular component: mitochondrial large ribosomal subunit. Gene Ontology annotation, biological process: mitochondrial translation. The coding region runs from base 232 to 756 and encodes 174 amino acids. The record is from RefSeq and is a predicted model, not a curated record.